Ruditapes philippinarum (Manila clam) is the source of this 3672-nucleotide messenger RNA. RefSeq lists its product as uncharacterized. Lineage: Eukaryota; Metazoa; Mollusca; Bivalvia; Venerida; Veneridae. The record is from RefSeq and is a predicted model, not a curated record. Gene Ontology annotation, biological process: cell-cell adhesion. Gene Ontology annotation, molecular function: cell adhesion molecule binding. Gene Ontology annotation, cellular component: cell-cell junction. The transcript has 10 exons. Bases 112 to 2124 code for a protein of 670 amino acids.
UCCAAGGUUAUCGGAAUACAAAUAAUAAGACGAGGAUAAUUGUAUAUAAUUUUAGUUGAGGAUAUAUUCACGGCAAUUUAACAUGCAUAUUCCAACUUCACUAUUAUAAGGAUGGCUAACAUCAUUCACUUCGUUGUAUUUAUCGUGAUAAAUUUUACAUCUACUGAUGUCGAAGCAGUUUGCUCUGGGGGUGUAAGCAUAUGUAAUUGGACACCAUGGAAGUCAUGGUCAGAUUGUAGUAUGACAUGUGGUGGGGGAACUAAAAGGCGAUAUAGGCCUUAUUGUUGUAAAUUACACUUGGCAAAUGAUAUCGAUGCCUGCAUGAGGGACUGCAAUCAUGACAUGGACUAUUCUAAUAAGUAUAGCUCUGAAAGUCAACCAUGUAACACAAUCUGUUACAAUGGUGAUUACCAACACUGGAAUAAUUUAUGCAACUGUAGUGAUGCUUUCUAUGGAGCGUGUUGUUAUAAACAGUGCCCGCAUAUUGAGCAUUGUAAGAGGAGAAGAUGCAGUACACAAUGGAACACUAAGUGUCUUGAGUGUAACUAUGAUCAACUACUGUUCAAGAAAACACAGAACGACAAAAAAUGUGAACAAAUUCCUCAGAAUUUAACAUUACAUCUAGAAAAUCCACCAAGUAAGAACCAAGAUCUAACUAACAAUGCAGUUACUUUAAAGUGUACUACUGGGUGUAUUUUUCCAACUCCAUCAUUUAUAUGGUAUUAUUUGCAGUCGUCGGAUGGAUCUGGAUCUAAAUGGUCAAAUUCAGAGCCUGUCACAGAAACACCUGGGCAAUGUAAAGGACUUGAAAAUGUGUUCACCUCAACUUUAGUACUCCGAAAAUACACGGUGUUUAAUGACAAUACUGACCAUACCGUCAGGUUUAAAUGUGGUGCAACGAUUAUGAAUGGUACCUCCGAUGAAGUAAAAACACAGUCAUCUGUAAAUAUUAGAUUUGCCGUUAGAGUGGCGAAGGUAUCACUAAAUAUUGAAGGUAGUUCUAGGGUAAGUUCUAUAAACGCUACCGAUGGUAUUUCGGAAAUAUUCAAAUGUACCACUAGCGAUAGCAGACCAAUACCUACGAUUGUAUGGUAUAUAGGACGGACAGAAAAAAUAAGAGUUGUCGGUACUGAAUCAACGCUUGCUUUCAUUCCUAGUAUAACAGAUACUGGCAAGAAUGUUUAUUGCAAAGCUUUCAAUAUUCAGCCAGAAAAUGAAGCACUGUCCUCAAACAAAGUCUCUCUCUAUGUUAAAGAGCGUGCGUCAGUGAAUUCGUUAUAUUUUGAAGAACAUGUUGGUGAAACAAACGUUACGAUUGACGAGAACUACGUUAACUUGCAACUUACAUGUAACAUAAGCGGUAACCCUGCAUCAAGUGUUGAAAUUAAGUUUGGAGUGAAAAGAUUAAUUGAAAAGGCUAACAUAAACCAAUUAAGCUUUGUUCGACAGAGAGUGGCUUGUUUCCACAGUGGCGAAUAUACAUGUGUAGGAAAAGAUCAAUUGGGAAUGAUAACAAAUAAAACACUCUAUUUGUUUGUCAAUUGUCAUCCGCGGCCUGGUUGGCAAGCAAUUACGAAUACAACUUGCUCUAUUGGUGCUCCCGUUACAUUAACAUUUACUACCAUCGCAUAUCCAACGCCAAGGUCUGAUGGUUUCAACUGGUACAAACACAUCUCGAAUGAAUGGAUACCAUUACAAAGUAAUAAAGAUGUACAGAUAUCUGUAAUAGGACUGGAAACAAACCUUACGAUCGUCAAUGUAACUCAGGCAAACCUAGGCCAAUAUCGAUUAACAGUUGAAAACAGCGUCGGAAUAUGUAACCAGUAUUAUUUCCUUAUUGAAAAAGAUGACCCCAUUGUUGAUGUUUGCAUAGAAACUAUGGACAGUAGUAAUUUCAAAACUGCAACAAUAGUAUUGGGAAUAAUUUCUGUCAUAUGUAUUGGUACUUCAGCUGGCAUCGUGAUUUGGUUUAAACGAAAAGCCAAAGGAACAGAUAGAAAAUCAUUCAAUACGUCGUCACAUAAAAGACGUGUAUACGAGAAUCCACCGCAACAGUAUGCUGAUUUAAAUGUGUUUUCUAGAGAAGACAUGACAACCUAUGACGUUAUAGAUAAUAGCCAAUAAUAUUCAAGUACAGAAAUAGCUUAAAACACUGGACUGUAAAGAAAACAUUAACGAUAUCCCAAUACAGCCACUGUUUAAGCUGCCAUUCAUCUUCUGAUUACCUGGUAUUUGUCUUCUUUACUUAUUGGGAUGUCUAUUCAUAAAAGAAAAGAUAUCCUUAUAUCUAAGUGAGAAUGUGAUAGUCUUAUGUACGGAAUAUUUUAUUGAAAUGAUUGCUUUGUAAAAGCAUUCUAGUGUUAACUUAAUGACACUGAAGUAAAUUUGCUAUUUGUAAUGAGUCCCUGUAGUCAACUCGUUAUUCAAGAAAAAGAGAUUUUGCCAAGAAUCCAAAACAAACUAUGAAAACGUAGUGAUGUUACUCUAAGCGCACAAAAAGUAUUGUUAUAAUGUAAAUUUUAUAAUGCAAGUUUAUUGAUUACUGAUGUAAUUAUACUAAUUACAUUUUUAUGUUCAUGUCAUUUCAACUUCAUAUAUAUUGUUUGUGUAUCAUGUAAUCAGUUUUAUAUUUUUCCUUAAAUAUAACAAGGUCAUGUUAAUUAUAAAAAUUAUAAUCUGUUUUUAUACAUUUUUGUUAGAAACAUUAAUUACGGCAAUUACAUUGUUUAUUAUACAUACAAGAGAAGCCAGUGUGAAAACAAGUCUCAAAUACAAAUAAUAAAAGGUGAUUUGAUAAAAACCAAUAUUUACAAAGUUAAUUGAAAUGGCUUCCUGUAAUAUUGCACAGCUUUCUGUGUAAAAACCUGAUAAAUUUUUCUAUGGUCAUCAUUCACCAUCCAUCGUGCUUAAAAUAAAUUUGUGUUUAAAUAAAUAUUGGUUUUUGAAUUAUAUAUUGAUAUUCAGUUACCCCAUCUAUUCCAAAAAUGCGUUAUAAUAGUAUAUACUUUAUGUUGCUUUAGAGCUUAAGCAUGGUACAGGCAUUGCCGAGCGGAUUUAGCUCAUACCGUUAAUAACAUGAACUUACAUAGCUUAUUGAUCCUUUUUAAAUCAUAAAACUGUUAUAAACAUCAAACUUAAGGUGAAUUAAAGCGAACAAGUGAUCUUACAAUUACAAGACAAAGAUAUAAAACAAGAUUAUCUAAAAGCCAUUAUAAUGAUAUAGACAUUCACUAUUAACAGGUCCAACUUCUUUAACAUAAUAUGGCGUUAUCAAAGCCAUAUUCCCAAAUGAAUGUUUUUUUUCCAAGUGUUCAAUGACAAAAUGAUACAAUAUUACUAAAGCAAGUCUAACAUUUUGGAUGUCUGUCAUACAAUAUGACUGAAGAUAGUCAUACAAUUUGGAUGCCUGUCAUCCAUUAUGACUAAAGCAAGUCUAACAUUUUGGAUGCCAUAGUUAUUGAUAAUUAUUGAAAGGAUCUUACAUGGCUACUAAGCGAAUCUUUUAUUCAAAGGCUCCAACAUAAGUGAUUAUUUUGUAUGUCUUCAGAUUUUAUUUAGAUAAGCAGACGUGUUCAAUAUUACAUGUUGAUUGUGUUUUCUUUUUCUAUCCAAUUAAGAGACUAUGUAUCGUGUAUUAAUUUCUUGUUAUUUGUUAUCAACCCACAGGCUGUC